Messenger RNA from Daucus carota subsp. sativus, 1143 nucleotides. RefSeq names its product inositol polyphosphate multikinase beta. Gene Ontology annotation, biological process: inositol phosphate biosynthetic process. Gene Ontology annotation, cellular component: cytoplasm; nucleus. NCBI's taxonomy places the organism in Eukaryota, Viridiplantae, Streptophyta, Magnoliopsida, Apiales, Apiaceae. The record is from RefSeq and is a predicted model, not a curated record. Gene Ontology annotation, molecular function: inositol-1,4,5-trisphosphate 3-kinase activity; inositol tetrakisphosphate kinase activity. The coding region runs from base 183 to 1031 and encodes 282 amino acids. The transcript has a single exon.
UCGAUUCUUAAAGCAUCAAAUACCUUUUUUAAAAUCUCCAUUUAAUCAUCUCUAUAAAUUGACAGCUGCUCUAGGGACUCAGUAAAGAAAAGGCUCAAGCAAGUUUAAUGCAUUUAAGUAUUUAGCCAAGAACCUUCCUGGUUCUGCUUUUUCCGAAAAAUAAGUACUUAUUUUCAGAAAAGAUGUUGAAGGCGUCGAAUCAUCAGGUUGCAGGGCAUGAAGCGAGUGAGGGGAAGCUUGGUCCUGUUGUAGACAACUCAGGGCGCUUCUACAAGCCUCUUCAGAGCGGCGAACGUGGCUUGAAAGAGGUGGCCUUCUAUGAAUCCCUCAGUUCAAACAAAACAAUCCCGAAUCACAUUCGCAGCUACUUCCCUAAAUUUUAUGGCACUAAGCUUUUAGAGGUCUCAAACGGAUCUGCCAUGCAUCCUCACCUCAUUUUGGAAGAUCUCAACUCGGCUCAGCUCGAUCCGUCUAUAAUGGACAUCAAGAUGGGGUGCAGAACCUGGCCUCCUGAAUCAUCAGAAGACUAUGUGCAAAAAUGUCUGCAGAGAGACAGGGGAUCCACAAGCCUACCAAUCGGGUUCAGGAUAUCUGGUCUCGAAGUGUUUGGUAGCGAAGAAUCUGGUUUGUGGAAGCCUGACAAGAAAUACAUUAAGAGUCUGUCAGUGGAUGAUGUCAGAUUAGUUUUGAGAAAAUUUGUGUCUUCCAAUGCGUGUGCUGAUCCGAGUGUGAGCCCUGAUUGCUCUCUAGCUUCCGUUGUGUAUGGCGGUCCAAAUGGGAUUUUGGCGCAGCUUUUAGAGCUGAAAGCAUGGUUUGAAGAGCAAACUCUGUUUCACUUUUAUUCUUGCUCGGUUCUUUUUAUGUAUGAGAAGGGAUCAGGGUCGGAAGGGAAGAAUUUUAAUGCGAAAGUGAAGCUUAUAGAUUUUGCGCAUGUUUUGGAUGGUUGCGGUGUCAUUGACCACAACUUCUUGGGUGGGUUAUGCUCCCUGAUAAAUUUCAUCAAGGGGGUAACUGUCACCCCGAAGGAUUAAGUACUCGAAUCCGAAUCCAGACCAGAACUUCUCACUGCUGUUACAGUUCUGAAGGAUUAUUAUUGCAAUGUACCUUCCUCAGUUGUUGAAAUUGAACUAUUUUUCACUAUUA